UCAAACAUCAUUAAAAAACAAACAAACAAACACCAGAAAAACUCGAAAAAGAAGACGUAAACACCAGAAAAAAAAUCCAGAAAACGAAAGAAAAUAAAGGAAAAAAUUCCCACAGCCCCAUGGCAAUUCCUGACCUCGACACGCAGGUCCUUCUCACUCCUUCGGGAUUCCUGAAGGUUUGCGAAACGGGUAUGACCACCCUAGCACUCAGCAUCUCCCAGGGCAUUCCAGGCCUCGGCUUUGGGAGCGAGAGCCUUGACUUCUUUGGCGGAGGGACCUUGGUUCUCUCGCUGGUCGUGAGUCCGCUUCUCCUCAUGACUCUCCUAUUGGGUGGCCAACAGAUGCAGAAAGUGCUUUUUGAGACGAAAGUGAACUUUAUUCUGGCGACCCUAAUGGUGGUGUUAGGAGGGCUCACCAUCCACACCUACAGCGUCCAGCCCGGAAGAUCUUCCCCAGUGGCCGACUCUGGAAAAGCUGUCGGCUCCAUGUGCCUGAUCAACUCUCUCUUCUACAGCCUUGACACCUUCUUUGCUUACCAGAAUUACAAAUGUAGUUAAGCUGCAGCUUGUCAUAACAUUUCAAAAGUAAAGUUAAAUAUUAUGUAAUACAUAUAUAUAUAUUAUGUUCUGUGUAUAUGUAAUACAUAUAUAUAUAUUAUGUUCUGUG
Molecule: messenger RNA, 666 nt
Organism: Penaeus chinensis
Lineage: Eukaryota; Metazoa; Arthropoda; Malacostraca; Decapoda; Penaeidae
Exons: 3
Coding region: 120-557 (145 amino acids)
Source: RefSeq, a predicted model, not a curated record